Ustilaginoidea virens is the source of this 441-nucleotide messenger RNA. RefSeq lists its product as uncharacterized. The record is from RefSeq and is a predicted model, not a curated record. The transcript has a single exon. NCBI's taxonomy places the organism in Eukaryota, Fungi, Ascomycota, Sordariomycetes, Hypocreales, Clavicipitaceae. The coding region runs from base 1 to 441 and encodes 146 amino acids.
AUGGGCUACAACGGGCAUAGAUCUGAAGCUCUCCGCUGUCAGCGGCGAGUGGGAAUGGCGUCAAAAAAAAAAAAAAAGAAAAAAAAAAAAGAUUGGCGCCAGCGGCUGGAACGUCUGAAAGUCUUCUGGAAGAGUGUGGAGAUGAUGGAUGGAUGGAUGGGUAUGGGCUGGGACCUGGGGCUGCAGGUGGCAGGUGGCAGGCAGGUGGCAGAUAGCCGCAAGGCACCAGACAGCACAGCACAGCACAGCACAGCACAGCACACGGCAUCCCAGGACCAGGGCAUCUGCGUCGAACAAGGCACGGCACCAGACACAAAGGACCAGCAAGGACCAGCAAGGCCAGCAAGGACCAGCAAGGCCAGCAAGGACCAGCAAGGCCAGCAAGGCCAGCAAGGCCGGCAUGGCCGGCAUCAAUCUCAGCCCUACACGGGCCGGGCCUGA